AUGGUGCGGUGGGAGACGCCGGGGCCGCCCGGAGUUGCACUGGCCAUCCUUGGCACCGGCAUCGGCCUUGGCUAUGCGCUCGCCAGGUUGGCCUCGCCAAAGAUUGCGGACAUUGAAGUGGAGGCUGAAGAGGUGCCGGUCUCUGUUCCGAUUCGACUCUGGCAGUACCUUCUCCGCAGGCUGCUGUUGAGGUCCGCAGAUGUCAAGCAGGAUGACGAGACUCUGGGAGACAGCCGAGAAGACAGGAAUCAGAAGCCGCCGCAGCCUCGUCGCUACGCGCUGCGCCCGGAGGCGGACCCUCGACUCGACGAGGCCAUGUGUGUUCGAUACGAUCCACCGGCCGAGCGAAAGACGGGCGCCAUCGUCAUAGUGAUUCCUGGCGGCAACUACGACGAGUCAGACAUCUUCUGCGGGGAAGGCCAGCCGAUCGCUCAGUGGCUGGCCCAGCACGGAGCGACGGCCGUGGUCUUGCAGUAUCGCUGUGUCUCGAGGGGUCACUACUGGCCAGCUCAAUUCCAGGAUUGGCUCGAUUGUGCCAUGCUUGUGAAGCGCAAGGCACACGGUUGGGGCUGCGACGCGUCGCGCGUUGCCGUCAUUGGCUUCUCGGCAGGAGGGCACCUGGCCUCCUAUGCCGCGCUGAGAUCGCCGGAGCACCUCGCGCCCAAGCUCCAGAUCCUCGUGUAUCCUGCGAUUGAUACGCGAACGCCUCACGAGGACGGGUCCAUCGAUCCCUGGUACGCCGAUGCAGGCUACCCGCCAGUUGAGGCCUCCACACAUCUCCUGGUGACUGCCGUGGCUCCCCCGGCCUUCCUUGCGGGGAUCCGUGGCGACUCGUAUUGCCCGGCUUCCGAGAAUACUGAUGUGUACGCGCAGGCGCUCGAAAAAUGUGGCGUCAGCUUCAAGUACAUCCUCACGGAGGACGAGCACGAGCACGGCUGUGGACUCCACAGCUGGUGGCAAACUCCAUGCGAGGAGUGGCUGCGAGAGAGAGGUCGAAGCCUGCGCGCUGCGAAGCACGGCCAAGCCGGUUUGCAACCACAGGCAUCGCUGGUUCUCGGGCGGAAAUGGCAGCGAGUGUCCCGCGCAUGGAAAGCCCAGAUCCAGGAGCUGCUUGGGGUCACGGGAAAGUGGUUCGCCUGCUUUUUGGUCGUGGCUUUGGCGCAGAACCUCAAGGGCAGCGUGGAUGUCGUGAGCGCUGUGACGGACCUCGGGGAUGAUUCUACAGCGGCCGCCCCAACGGAGCUGCAUCAUGACGAGGCUGAGUCGAAGCUCCAUCCUCCUACGACACCGCAAGCCCUCGCGGCCUUCGUCUUGGUCUUUCUGAUUCCUGGAAUCGGCCUGAUCGUCAUGAAGAAGGGCAAGGACAACGGCUGGGAGGGAGCCUUCGGCUUCAUCUGCUGCAUCAUCACCCUCGUCUGGGUAGGGGGAAGUUCCAGUUCCCUGUUAGUUGCACCGAAGGUGAUCGGCUUGCAGCUAAGGCGUUUCGGCUCCGCACAAAACCCACCGCCGGCUUUUGAGGAGCCAGGGAGCCCAAGAUCUCGCGAAAUGCAGAUCCCGUCCAUGCUGCGAUGCCUGGCUGUCGCCUUCGCCUUCGUUGUGGUCGGCGCGCAGAACCUCAAGGGCAGCGUGGACGUCGCCUCUGUGCAGGACGAUGCACCAGUGGCCAGCGAUGUGGCCGCGCCCACGGAUCUGCAUCAUGACGAGGCUGAGUCGAAGCUCCAUCCUCCUACGACGCCGCAAGCCCUCGCAGCCUUCGUCUUGGUCUUUGUGAUUCCUGGAGUGGGACUGGUCGUCAUGAAGAAGGGCAAGGACAACGGCUGGGAGGGAGCCUUCGGCUUCAUCUGCUGCAUCAUCACCCUCGUCUGGGCCCGGUCUACACGGCCGUCAUCGCCCUCUCCUCUUGAUGGGGCGGACGGCGCUUGUGAGCACGACCAUGACGAGUGCAGCAUUGACUUUAUUAAGGACUUGCCAGGGGAGCCGGAAGUCUCGGGGUACACUUUGCGGCAAGAUGUGCAGGAUCAGGUCAACUGUGCCUCCCCGGCGCCGCCGACGCUGGAUCAGAGCCGGGAGCUGGCGAAGGCAUCCGGGAGACCGGCAUGUCCCUGCGAAUGGAAGGACCUUGUGCUGGCAGGGAAGCCUUUGGAAGCUGCCGUCUUUCUGUGCCCAGGCUGGAAGCAUGGGCAGACGUUCACGGCUUCGCAGGACCCUGAUCGCAUCGAGCUGUCCUGGGAGCCACCCAGGCUAGAUCAGUGCACUCUUAGGAUCCCGUGCGGCAACGCGAAAAGACCUGGGCCGAGGAGUGCAGAGCCACCGCAGGUAGGCGCCGAGAAGCAAGCUCCUGCAUUUCAGCUCCCCGAGCUGCCGGUAUCCGGCAAUCGACGCACCUUUGCACGCGUGGUCCACAACGUCCUCGACGAGGACGAUUGCGCUGACCUGAUCCACUGCAUCAACCAGAAAGGCAACGGACGCCAGCGUUUCGAGCCAGACGUACGAAAUGGCCACCGAGCCAUCGUAGAUAGCCAGGAGCUAAGCUCCUACCUUCUAGAGAUGCUCCGGCCGCACUUCCCCGAGAUGCUGGAAGGCAGCAAAGGGCGUUCAAGCAGCGGCAGCAGCGGUGGAGUAGAGAACUCGGCUUCUGAUUACCUCAUAGGCAGCCGCCUCGUCGACUUAAACGAGCGCUGCCGCGUGCUGUGCUACACACCCGGGCAGGAGUUCGCCCCUCACUACGACGGGUGCUUCGUCCGGCCGAAGGGCAGCCGCAACGAAGGCGACGAAUCCAUGGUCACAGUGCAGCUUUAUCUCCACGAUGUCCCAGCAGCUUUGCUGAGUUUCGACUUCUACUCUGCGCUGGAGUUUAGGAAAGUUCUGGCGGUGCCACUACCUUUCUAUUCGGAGGGCGAGGAGCUGGUCCAAAGGUUGCUGGUCUUAGCUUUGAGAAGUAAGGUUUGCUUCUCAGCGAUCUGCCGCCUCGACUAUGCGACGAAAGUGACGAAUAUAGGUGCGGAGAUCAUUAACGAAAUGGGUCUGUCUUACACCGUGUAUUACACAGCCGGCUGCUGGCCACCUGCGGUGUCGUAUGCAGUGGGUCAGGAGCCGAAGACGGAAUGCAACACAGAGGACUUUGAAAUAGCUGCCGCAGAGUAUGAUGCCUUAACAGGCUCGCUGCUGCUCGUCCGAAAUGUAACAGCCAUCAAGGCGAGGAGGCUGACUGGUGUCAAGGUAACACCAGAUUGGCGAUUCGUCUUGUUCGUAGGUUCCUUGUCGAACGGCGUUGGGAACAUCUAUUCAGUGGAUGCCCAGGAGACUGCCGCCCGAAGCGCAGUCCCACUUUUGACGCAGGUGCAGAUGGACGCCUUAGAUGCUGCAUGCCAGCUCCACACGAGAGCGGUGCUUGACAUCCUCGAGGAGCGUGGCCACCGGCCUGUGCAGAAGACUGCCCGAAUCGCGGGCUUCAAGCACCUGCAGGUCAUCAUCCCUGGCAUCGAGCCCGUGGAUUUCGGGGGGACCUUUCAAGGGCUGCCUCAACAGCCGCCGGGCAUCUCCCGGGUCUACCGGGCGGCCUUCAGCUUCGUUUGCAGGCAGGUGGAGACGGUGAUGAGCGGCUCAGCAACGGAGACUAUCGAGUUCUCAAAGGUCGCCGUGCUCGACUUCAGUCUGAAGGGCUUGACUGGCCAUUCCGUGCGCGACGCCUACGCAUCCUCCGAGCUGCGCGUGCUGGACACCGAGACGCAGCCGCCUGCAGGCUCCUCGCGCUCUGCUCACGAGUCUGCCAAGCGCUUCCAGUCCCAGAGCUGCCCUCGCUUUGUACCCAGCAAGCAGGGUGCCGAGCUGCUCUUCGUGGCAGAGGACAUUGCGCCGGCAGACGAGUCCGCUGCACCGCGCUGGUCAGACCGGCCAAUGUCUCUGCCUUCACGGGUUCUGGCGCAGAUGCAGAUGCUUCCACAGGUGCCGACUGGGAGGAAACUGCGAUCCACGGAGGAUGCAGAGGCGCACAGUGUGCCGGAGAGGAGAGAGGAGGAUCCUGAGCCGCGCACGACGACUCCACAGUCCAGGGAAGAAGAGGUGCGACUGGCGUUGGAACGCCACGAAGCAAAGGUUUUGAUGCAAGGUGCCACCGAGGUACCGAGCGUGUCCAAGAUGCUGGACAUGGGAGUGCACGAGAUGCCUUUUGCACCAGUCUCCGGCUGCCCAGAGUUUGUCCCAAGCCUCUACUCCAGUACGAAGACGCUGGCGGAGGCUUUCCGACAGGACCUCUUCGCAAGUCCGGAGGAACGCCAGCGGCAGCAGCUUCGCGAGGAGCAGACGCGGGACUCCUUCGUCGUCCUCACGGACCCAAGCAGCAACUCCGUCCUUGGAAUUGAUGCCCAGGUCCUCGCAGGGUCGCUUUCUGUCGGGCCUCCGAUGGGCGAGGUGGCGUUCAUGAAGCUCCUCUACAACGUGAGGAGUACCAUUGGCGCCAGCGGCCAGCAGCAGCUCCUGUUGGGCGGCUGCAAGCCCAUCCGUGCUGCGGGCCGCGAUGGUCACAUGAAGAUGGAGGCAGCACUGGAGAGCGUCAUGAAGACGCUUCAGAUCCACGAUGAGAAGCAGCAGUACACGACCUGGCUAGCAUGCCUUACGGCGGACCAGCGUGUGUCCAUCGUGGAGUCCUUGGAAGACAAGCACUGGAUCAACAUGUCGAUGCCGUACCCAAUCUGGACAGGCAAAUCGACCCAGCAUGCUUGGUGCCAUCAUCAGGAGAGCUGUUUCGAGGUAUGGUCGAAUCCAAACCCCAACGAGAAGUUUUGA
Molecule: messenger RNA, 4785 nt
Organism: Symbiodinium necroappetens
Lineage: Eukaryota; Dinophyceae; Suessiales; Symbiodiniaceae
Source: the annotation of a GenBank genome assembly